Messenger RNA from Trematomus bernacchii (emerald rockcod), 2397 nucleotides. Its product is annotated as DOMON domain-containing protein FRRS1L. The coding region runs from base 332 to 1180 and encodes 282 amino acids. The transcript has 5 exons. Lineage: Eukaryota; Metazoa; Chordata; Actinopteri; Perciformes; Nototheniidae. The record is from RefSeq and is a predicted model, not a curated record. Gene Ontology annotation, biological process: regulation of glutamate receptor signaling pathway.
UAUUUGAAGCUUAAAGAGCACUGCUAUGAAUCUAGAUUCGGAUUUCAAAGAGGAUUAUGAUCGUUUAGCUGAAUUAGACGGUGCGAUUACAAAUAUGGGUAAUUUAGGAUUGGAUUAGCUUUAAUCACACGGUCAUCGGCGCUGAAUCCCCCCACAUCCAUACGAAUACACAGCAAACAGGCAAUUGGGAUGCGGGGAUGAUGUUUGUGACGCUGCGAUGGGAAGGCCCUACCUGUGAAGAUACCGACAUUCAAACAAUAAUGAGGAUCCGAUUUGAUUUCGAGUUGCUUUAGUUGUUUUUAUCGCUUCAUUUUUGUCAAUUUAUCGAACCAUGAUUUUCCUGCGGAGGCUCGUGCAGUUAUUGGCGCUGGUGGUACAGAGCGGAUGGUGGGGGGUCGCGCCGAGCCCCACCGAUGAAGGAGCACUCAGGUCCGGCCACGGGGAGCACGGAGAGCCGGGACACCAGGAGCCUCACAAAGACACCUACAGCACCUUCGCCUCCGAGUUCCUGGAGUCCAGGCAUCUGUCCGAUGACGGUUAUCCAUUCCCCACCGCCCCACCAGUAGAUCCCUUUGCCAGGAUCAAAGUCGUUGACUGUGGAGUAACCAAAGGCUGCAUAAGAUAUGGGAAGCCAGGUUGUGAUGCAGAAACGUGCGACUAUUUUCUGAGUUAUCGCCGCAUCGGGACAGACGUGGAGUAUGAGAUGAGCGCAGACACAGAUGGCUGGGUGGCCGUAGGUUUCUCCUCGGACAAGAAAAUGGGAGGAGACGAUGUCAUGGGCUGUGUCCAUGACGAUAACGGACGUGUACGGAUUCAUCACUUCUACAAUGUCGGCCAGUGGGCCAAGGAGAUAAAGAGGAACCCUGCUAGAGAUGAAGAGGGCAUUUUUGAUAACAACCGGGUGACCUGCCGUUUCAAACGGCCGUUAUAUGUUCCCAGAGAGGAAACACUUGUGGACUUACACUUGUCAUGGUAUUACCUGUUUGCAUGGGGACCCGCUAUACAAGGUUCCAUCACGAGGCAUGACAUCGACAAUCCGCCUGUCAGCGACCGCAUGGUCAGCAUCUAUAAGUACGAGGACCUUUUCAUGCCUUCCACAGCCUACCAGACCUUCAACUCUCCUCUCUGCUUACUGCUUAUUGUAGCCCUCACCUUCUACCUACUAAUGGGAACGCCAUAAUGACGCACAGCAGAGCACAUAGUGGAAGAAAGAUGGAAGAGAAGAUGAAGCAGCAAUACAAAAAGGUCUGAUGCCACAAUCAAGUGUGAACUUUGCACAAAGAGACACUGUAUUAGAAAUGUUAAACAUAAAAAAGUCUAUAAACAUAACUCAUAAACAGAAUUUUGCCAAAUUAUUAUACCUAUAUUGUAGAGGUGUCAUGUACUGUUGUCAGUACACAUUUUUUUCUGAGAUUAUUGUUAUAGUAAAAAUAGGUCAACUAUUUUCUGUAUUUAUCAUAGAUUUUAAGUAUUUACAAAAGAGGACUAUACACGACAACAGAUACAUCUCACAAGUCUUCAAAAUACAGCAUGCCCUUGGAAAUCUGAAAAUGAUUAAAAAAACAGCGAUUCAAUGGUGAUGAGGAGACAGUGCCUCGUGUUGGACUCAGGCUAAAGCGGGCUAAAAAAGGACAAAGAAAAACAAGUAGCUCACAGCCGUUUGCACAUUAUCUUCAUGUCUCUUUACCAUUGUAUGUUUAAAUAGACUCCAGGCUUUGGAGAAACUAGAAAAGGUGGUUUAUUUGCUGAUCCUACUAUCACAAAAUAUAGUUUUCAAGAUUUCACUUUGCAAAAGCAUUAUGUUUGGCACUAAACUUUUCCUAAAAUGUACUUUAAGAUUGUUUUCUCUUUUAUUUCACAGUGGCUAUUGGGUUUGUUUAUUAGUACUGUGGCACUCUGACUGCUACAUGACUGCAAGAAUACAAUAUACUCAAGACAACACAGAUUGUGCUGUGCAUGACAAUAUAAGGGAAUAGAAAAUUAUUUUUAAUAGAAAUUACAAAAAAAUUAUAAGAUGGGACAUUGAGGACCAACGUCUUGUCAUCUGUAUUUUUAAAACACGGGGGCUUCUUCAACAUGUUUACUGUGUUUGUAAGUGUAAAAAUAGUCUUCCAGGGUAAAGCAAACCUUUAUUUGGUGUAGUUUAAAGAAAAAUAAAAGAUGCCAUAUAUUAACAAUUAAAUACAAUUAACGUUUAUAUUGCAUUCAACCACCAACAUUGUUUCAAGGGCCCUGCUUCCUUGGCUUCAAUGCACACAAUGUGUUUGCAACAUUUACCUGAAAAAGAAAACCUGUCAAUUAAAAUGUGUGUUGUUAUGACCUAAUAGUGACUGUAUCAAUAAGCCAACUGUUGUCUUUUUUAAGCAGGCCAAAUUAAAACACUUCUUGUUCAUAAAA